UAUAUACAUUUAAACUAUUAAUAGAUCAGUUGGUUUGCUUAGUCAAAAUUAAUGUAAGACAUGACACUUGGACUCUUAGUCGCACCGCUGUUACGCAACUCGUUGUUAUAGAAAUCGUUCGGUAUUUCAUUGGGGGGUAAUGGGUGAAUUAGAUUCUAGGCGCCUGCCACGCUGGUGGUCGGGCGGCGUAUGUUCCGCGAUGGCCGUGACGACGACACAUCCGCUGGAUCUGGUAAAGGUUCAAUUGCAGACACAAUCGAAGAGGGUGCCCGUUUCGCAUCUGAUUGCCAACAUAUAUAGGAAUGCGGGAAUUCUGGGGUUUUACAGUGGCAUUUCGGCCUCGUGGUUUCGUCAGCUCACCUACACCACGGCCCGCUUUGCGCUGUACGAAUAUGGUAAGAACUUUGUGGAUGCCAACAAUAUGUCAGCAAAAUUCCAGUUGGCCACGUUUGCGGGCUUCUUUGGCGGAAUACUGGGCGUGCCGGGUGAUGUGGUAACAGUGCGGUUACAGAAUGACACCAAGCUCCCACCGGCCGAGCGUCGCGGCUAUAAGCACGUUUUCGAUGGCCUUUAUCGGAUCGCUAAGGAGGAGGGGGUUAAGAAUCUAUUUCGCGGCACCGUGCCAGCCGUGUCGCGGGCCGUAUUUUUAACAAUUGGCACCAAUGCCGCUUAUGACCAGGUUAAGCAGGUUUUGCAGCGCGAGAUGGGCAUGAAGGAGGGACUUCCAUUGCAUUUUCUAACAUCCACAGUAGCCGGUUUCAUUGGCACACUGAUGACACAGCCCAUCGAUGUGAUGAAGACAACGUAUAUGAAUGCGCCGCCCGGUGAAUUCAGUGGUCUGGGCGCUGUCAUUGUGCACACAAUGAAACAGGGUCCAUUCGCAUUCUACAAGGGCUUCAUACCGGCUCUGUUGCGCAUCAGUCCGAAUACGAUAAUCACCUUUAUGCUGUAUGAGCAGGCGCGUCUGCGCUUUGGCUAUCUGCCGCCCGACAGCUCGAGCUCAGACAAAAAAUCCAAAUAGAUAGUAUCUAUAUA
This is a messenger RNA of Drosophila navojoa, 1035 nucleotides long. It is a transcript of the gene Dic3, whose product is annotated as Dicarboxylate carrier 3. Lineage: Eukaryota; Metazoa; Arthropoda; Insecta; Diptera; Drosophilidae. Gene Ontology annotation, biological process: transmembrane transport. The record is from RefSeq and is a predicted model, not a curated record.